CGACACCAGUCUCCCCCGUCACGUGACCCGGUCUCCCUCUGCGUCGCGGGACUUUAGCUAGUUCCGGUCACGUGCCCUUACUGCCCAGUUUGGCCGCCCCAUGGAAGAGGAGGCGGCGAGACCCCCCGAGUAGCGGCACCGGCACCGGCAGCGGCUGGAGUCAGUGCCCAGCGCCACCCGCCCUCUCAUCCCGCCGCGCCUGCACCCGGCGGCAGCAGCAGCAGCCAGCGGCGGCCUGGGGCCUGAGCAGCCGCCCGCACGCACCUUAUAGCCAUCAUGGCAACAUCAUCUGAGGAAGUGUUACUGAUUGUAAAGAAGGUGCGUCAAAAGAAACAGGAUGGGGCUCUCUACCUUAUGGCUGAAAGGAUAGCAUGGGCACCUGAAGGCAAAGACCGAUUCACAGUCAGCCAUAUGUAUGCGGAUAUAAAAUGCCAGAAAAUCAGUCCGGAAGGAAAGGCUAAAAUUCAGCUACAGCUGGUACUGCAUGCAGGGGACACAACCAACUUCCACUUCUCUAAUGAAAGCACAGCAGUAAAGGAGCGAGAUGCAGUGAAGGACCUUCUUCAGCAGCUGUUACCCAAAUUCAAGAGGAAAGCAAAUAAAGAACUUGAGGAAAAGAACAGAAUGCUGCAAGAAGAUCCUGUUUUGUUUCAGCUUUAUAAAGAUCUCGUUGUGAGCCAAGUAAUUAGUGCUGAAGAAUUCUGGGCCAACCGUUUAAGCUUGAAUGCUGUGGAUAAUUCUGUGGCACCUAGUAAGCAGGAUGUGGGCAUCUCUGCAGCUUUUCUGGCUGAUGUUCGGCCUCAAACAGAUGGCUGCAAUGGUCUGAGGUAUAACUUAACUUCAGAUAUUAUUGAAUCCAUAUUCAGGACUUAUCCUGCAGUAAAAGUGAAAUAUGCAGAAAAUGUUCCACAUAACAUGACGGAAAAAGAAUUCUGGACACGAUUUUUCCAGUCUCACUACUUCCAUCGAGAUAGGCUGAAUACAGGCUCAAAAGAUCUCUUUGCUGAAUGUGCCAAAAUGGAUGAAAAAGGGUUAAAAACAAUGGUGUCUCAAGGGGUGAAAAAUCCACUGCUAGAUUUAACGGCCUUGGAGGAUAAAUCGUUAGAUGAGGGUUAUGGUGUUUCCUCUGUGCCAUCCACAUCAAACUCCUCAAAGUCCUUAAAGGAGAGUAGCAAUGCUGCCAUUAUAAAACGCUUUAAUCAUCACAGUGCCAUGGUCCUUGCAGCUGGGCUCAGAAAACAAGAAGCACAAAAUGAUCACUACAAUGAGACCAGCAGUAUGGAUGGAAACUCCCGGGAUUCAGAUUUCUUUCAGACACCAAUAAAAAAGGUGAAGCUACAGGAGGCUAUUGAAUAUGAAGAUUUAGGAAAGAAUAAUAGCAUUAAAACUAUUGCACUAAAUCUAAAGAAAUCUGAUCGGUAUUAUCAUGGUCCAACUCCAAUUCAAUCACAGCAAUAUGCAACCAGUCAGGAUAUUAUUAAUUCUUUUCAUAGUAUUAGACAAGAAAUGGAAGCCUACGUACCCAGACUAACUCAGGUUCUUUCAAGUGGUGCUGCUACGAGCACCAUCACAGCCCUGUCACCUGGAGGAGCCCUUAUGCAGGGUGGGACACAGCAAGCCAUAAACCAGAUGGUGCCAAAUGAUGUUCAGUCUGAACUGAAACACUUGUAUGUGGCAGUUGGGGAGCUACUGCGACACUUCUGGUCCUGCUUUCCUGUUAAUACACCAUUCCUAGAAGAAAAGGUUAUGAAAAUGAAGAGUAACUUGGAAAGAUUUCAAGUUACAAAGCUCUGUCCAUUCCAAGAAAAAAUUCGGAGACAGUAUUUAAGCACAAAUUUGAUAAAUCACAUAGAAGAGAUGCUGCAGACAGCCUACAAUAAGUUCCACACGUGGCAGUCCCGACGUAUGCUGAAGAAAACGUGAAGACUCCUGCUAUAAAGGUUGGAGAGGGAAAUCUGCAAUAGCUGUAGGAACACAACCUGGCAAAUGUGCAGUUCUUAGAUAUUGCAGGAACAUCUGCAAUAUGUGGAUUCCUGGAAAUGUUGCUAACUGAACUUGCACAUUUUUUGGAAAAAGACCUGUGAUUAAACUUGAAACUAGGGAAAAAUUGAGGAAGAACCAAAACAGAAGAAGUGAGAGGCAAAAAAAAACAUAUUUAAGAUGCUGUUUACUGCAGUUACUCAGGAACUGCUUUUGAUUUGCAUAAAGAGCUGCUUUCAGAAAUAAACUUUAAAAAGGGUGUAUUAAUAAAAUCUGAAACUGUUUGUCUAAUUUUUUUAAAAUGUGUAUGGCACAGGGUAGAAUGUAAUGUUUUUCUUCACUGGAUUCUGGCAUUUUAUUGAAUUCUGUUUGUACUUACUGAAACAGAGGUUAACAAUGACAUUUUAAAUAUAGCUGAGACUGUUUGUUUUUGCUUCAAACAUCUGACAAGAUUAGCUGUCAGAAGACCAGCUUCGGCCAUGUGUUUCCCUACAAACUGGAAGCAACAGACAUUGCACUGAAAGCUGUUUAUGGUUUGGAGUCCCUAAAGGCAUGUGUGGGGGAGGGCACACUUUUGCCUCGUGUCUUGGAUUUUUAUGCAGAAUAUUUUCAGCCAUCAAGUUUGCAUGUUUUCCUUUGAAUGCAAGGGUUGCUAUUGCAAUUUUUUUUUUUUUAAAGGUGGCAUCUGUUUUGAGAAGGAGAGAAUGCAUUUUCUAAAAUAAAGUUUCUUACUAAAGAA
Molecule: messenger RNA, 2719 nt
Organism: Chelonia mydas (Green sea turtle)
Lineage: Eukaryota; Metazoa; Chordata; Testudines; Cheloniidae
Gene: GTF2H1
Product: general transcription factor IIH subunit 1
Exons: 15
Coding region: 277-1923 (548 amino acids)
Biological process (GO): nucleotide-excision repair; transcription by RNA polymerase II; transcription by RNA polymerase I
Cellular component (GO): transcription factor TFIIH holo complex; transcription factor TFIIH core complex
Source: RefSeq, a predicted model, not a curated record